This is a messenger RNA of Pseudophryne corroboree (corroboree frog), 1927 nucleotides long. Its product is annotated as retinol dehydrogenase 7-like. Bases 274 to 1227 code for a protein of 317 amino acids. Gene Ontology annotation, molecular function: all-trans-retinol dehydrogenase (NAD+) activity. Gene Ontology annotation, biological process: steroid metabolic process; retinol metabolic process. The record is from RefSeq and is a predicted model, not a curated record. Gene Ontology annotation, cellular component: intracellular membrane-bounded organelle. NCBI's taxonomy places the organism in Eukaryota, Metazoa, Chordata, Amphibia, Anura, Myobatrachidae. The transcript has 6 exons.
AUGUGAGUGGGGCAGAGCCUGGACAAGAGGACUUCACUGCACGGACAUCCAUUUUGAUGCUAAAGCCUGUUUCAUGACUUCAGUGAUUUCUUCCUUUAGGUGUUUCCAUGUCACUUCUUAACGGCUGCCAGCAGGAUGACAUCUACAUCACCUUCAGCAGAAAAGGAGGAGAAAGGUCAGAGAUGAAGUGGUCAGAACUGGAAGGAAAAAAACGGGGAAGUUGAAGAAAAUUCAAGACAAGAGGAACAGUGGAAAGAAUCUGAAUUCUUCAUCAUGUGGCUCGCUGUGCUGGUGGUGUUGGUCCUCAUCCUCCUGUACAGAUGGUACAGACAGAGUCAGAUACUGGAGAAUCUCUCGGAUAAAUAUGUCUUCAUCACCGGGUGUGACUCUGGAUUUGGGAAUAUGUUGGCGAAGCAGCUGGACAAACGUGGAAUGAGGGUUCUGGCUGCCUGUCUGACGGAUACAGGAGCUGAGACCCUGAAGAAAGAGACCUCCAGCAGACUACAAACACUAAAACUUGAUAUCACUGACAGCAAAAGUGUGAGCUCUGCUGCCAAUUGGGUAUCAAUCACUGUUGGAAAUGCAGGGCUCUGGGGCGUGGUGAAUAAUGCUGGUUUUGGUUUUGCCCUUGCUCCUAAUGAGUGGCAAAAAGUUGAGGAUUUCUCCAAGGUUCUGAAUAUAAAUUUGCUCGGUAUGAUCAACGUGACGCUGAACCUUCUGCAUCUUGUCCGAAAGGCCCGGGGGCGCAUUGUAAAUGUAUCCAGUGGUGCAGGACGACUUUCUAUUUUUGGGGGAGGAUAUUGCAUAUCUAAGUAUGGUGUGGAGGCCUUCUCAGACAGCCUAAGAAGGGAAAUGCGUGACUUUGGGGUAAAAGUCUCCAUCAUAGAACCAGGCACAUUUCAAACUCUGAUGGCAAACUCAAUGGACGGCCAUGGAAAUAACUUGAGGCGCCUGUGGGAAAAUCUCCCUACAGCACUGAAGGACAGCUAUGGCCAGCGCUACUAUGAUCAAUAUAUGAAGGUACUGCAAAAUUUAGUACGAUCAGCAAGCCCAAGAGCUCACAUGGUGUCAGACUGCAUGGAACAUGCUGUGACUGCUAUCUACCCCUGGACAAGAUACUCUCCUGGAUGGGACUGCAAGCUCUACUUACUCCCCAUCUCCUACCUCCCUACUGUCAUAUCUGAUUAUUUGCUGUGUCGCUCAGCACCCAAACCAGCUUGUAUGUGAUUGUCAUCAGUGGAUGUAGUCAGAAUCCCGGCAUUUACUAUCCUGACUGUCACAAUUCUGAUGGUCAAAAUACCAACCAUGGGUUUUAGGGUUAGGCAGUAGAGGGAGGGUUAGGCAGCACGAGGGGAUGGUUAGGGUUAGACUGCUGAAGGGGACAGUUAGGUUUAGGCUACUGAAAGGGUAGGUUAGGAAUGGGGUUAGAAUACUUACCAAUAUUUGUGGGGAUUUUCUAGGAAAAAGAAUGUUUAUUUCCAUACCAAUAAAAUAGUUUAUUAGUAAUUGCUAAAUGUAAUUCACAUAUGAAUUUAUAAUAAUGGGCACAAUGACAGAGCAAAAAAAUCUAAACCAAUCCAUUCAAAUAGAUACAAAUAACAAAAAUAUAUAACAAAAAAAUGUUUGUUUUUUUUCAAAACAAUUUUUAUUGAGACAUCAUGGAUUGUACAUAUAAAGAUAAUGUAGGUACAUUAGUAUUUGUAAUGAAAAAAAUUCACAGUUGUGUGUUGUACAAUUAAGUCACAUAGUGUCAUAAUAAAGUAAUAAAAGAUGAUACACAGUAUAUAAUCAGUCAUUGGAGUCACUCGUGUUAAUAUGAAUAAUACAGGUAGCCCUAAGGGGAGCCGCCAUCAAUCAUUAGUCCUCAAGCUAAGAUGUAGGUUAUAAAAUCUCAUCUGUAUGAACUAAUAAAAGAUUUAAUUUUAAA